This is a messenger RNA of Brassicogethes aeneus, 2004 nucleotides long. The record is from the annotation of a GenBank genome assembly. Lineage: Eukaryota; Metazoa; Arthropoda; Insecta; Coleoptera; Nitidulidae.
UUUGAGAUGGUGAACGCUUUGAGUAGUUUUAAAAUAUAUAUAACAUGUAAAGAUUACCAUAUAUGGGUUGAUGAUUGUUUUGUAGGCCUAGCUGGAGCAACUUUGUGUUAUGUCAUUAAAUCAUUAAAGAUAUACGGUACUGUUCACACGUUAACAUUGUUAAUGAAAGGACGUAUACCAACUAAAAACGAUAUUAAACAUACCCUGUAUGGCAUUUUACAAUCCACUGCAUUUUUAAGUGGUACCGGCUUCGGAUAUUCAUUAUUUUUAUGUUCACUAAGAAAAUUAAUGGGAAACUUUAACAUCCUGACAGUAUCUGCAAUUCCGGCUUUUUUGGCUAGCGUGUUUUCCAUUUUAAUUGAAAGACCGUCACGAAGAACAUUGCUAUGUUUGUACGUAAGCAAUGUUGCCACCGAAACAGUUUGGAACAUGGCAGUGUCCAGAAAUUACGUCAAGAAUAUUAAAUACGGAGAUGCUGCCAUCUUUAGCAGCAGCAUAGCCCUACUUUUGAUGUAUUUUAAGGGCGGCCAUCAUAAAAAGAGCGGAAAUGAAGAUUCUAUGUUUAGAGUUUUAAGGUUUGUUAUUGGUCCGUAUGAAGAAAAAGACUAUACAAGCAGUCGUUCUAGUCAAGCAAAUAGUUUUUACCGUCAACAAGAACAAAACGAUGGAAGAUCAAGAUCUGGGAGUUGGCAACGAAGCAGGCCCAAGACAAACUUUGUUUUGCAUAUUGUAAAUCAAAUGUUAUCUAUUUAUAAGAAAAUAAUUAACAAAAUCAAGUGCUGUGAUAGACACCAUGCGUGUCCCCAUCCGUUUAGCUGUUUGUAUUAUACAAUGCAAGGUGCUGGAAAAAUGUUUAGUAUAGGCCUGGGUAUACAAAUAUCACUAAAACUUUUAUUAAAUAUGAAGAGCAUAUUCCAGUCUCCAGCAAAUGUAAAACGAAUAAUUUGGAAAAAAGAAACCUUGAAUCUAGCCUCGUUUUUGGGCGCUUUUUCAGGUUUAUUUAGAUCUGUUUCUUGUAUUUUAAGAAGAAUAUCAGGAAAAGAUGAUCCUAAACAUGCCAUACCAGCAGGAAUAAUUGCAGGUAUGGCUUUUACAAGGUACCCAGAUACAACAGUAUCACUCUACGUAUUGUGGAAAGCUGCCCAGGUUACUUAUAACAUUGGAAUUGAAAAAGGUGUUUUGCCAAAAGUCCCUGGAUUUACGGAAUUUUUGUACUGCUUUAGUACAGCUAUAUUGUUCCAUGCUGCAAUAUUAGAACCUACAAAUUUAAGACCAAGUUAUUGGAAGUUUUUGCAUUCAAUUUCAGGCGGAAGAAUUGCUUGUAUGAAUCGCAUUCCUUUGGACGCAUGGGGACUCAACACGUCCGAGUCGUUAAGAACAGUGUUAGCUCAAACGAAAACGGUACCUGUUGUACACUUUUAAUGUACUAUCCAAUAUGAUUAAAUUUGUAAAUAAGUAAUUAAUUUUUAUACAAUCAUAAGGUGCAUGUUUUUUUUAUUUAAUAAAUUAAACUCGACAAUUUGAACCAUUAUAACUUAAUUCCAAUGUUUUUAGUUAUUUACAUAUAUAUUUUUGUUACAUUUAUUGUAUUGUUGUAUUUUAUAUUUUUUAUAAUUUAUUCAUAAUAGGUACAUUUUGGGCCAAAUAAAGGAAUAAAAAAUUAAGUAUAAUAUUUAUUUUAAAACAUAAGUAACGGAUUUGUUAAUCUGUUUUGUGUUGGUAACACUCCCAAAGGCAAUCCAGUAAAACUUCCAGGAUCUAAAUUAAAUAUUAAAUUUAAGAAUAAAUUAAAAAUAUUAAUCAAGUAUACUUACUACUAACAGGUGUCCAUUUUAAGAAUGAAUUUGUACUUGUAGAUCCAUUAAUAUUGUUUAUUUCAUUAUUAAAAUCCAUAGUAGUUUCUAAAUCCACCAUGAGAUUACUUAAUGAAUCUAGAUUAUAUAUUACUUGACUGCCUUGUGGGAUCUUUGCUAUAUUGUAUGCAUCUAAUAAUUUAUUUGUAUG